Molecule: messenger RNA, 1793 nt
Organism: Diachasmimorpha longicaudata
Lineage: Eukaryota; Metazoa; Arthropoda; Insecta; Hymenoptera; Braconidae
Product: decapping and exoribonuclease protein-like
Exons: 4
Coding region: 162-1265 (367 amino acids)
Biological process (GO): NAD-cap decapping; nuclear-transcribed mRNA catabolic process
Cellular component (GO): cytosol; nucleus
Molecular function (GO): mRNA 5'-diphosphatase activity
Source: RefSeq, a predicted model, not a curated record
UUGUCCCCUGUUUUAGUCUCGGCGACAUCAAAGGUUGACAAUACCUCCCUGUAUCAUCAUACCUUACAGAUUGCUACUGAGGAAUCGUAAAACAAAUAAACCACCUUUGUUCCUAAGAUUGUUGACCUUCAUCGGUAUAAAACAGUGACUGAAUAAUAAAAAUGGAUUAUUCACGUCGGCAGAACAUUUUUUGCGUCAGACGGUCUUGGGAGAGUGAUUUUCCGGCAUUCAAGAAGCCAGAUGUCAUUGGAUAUUGGAGUGUUGAUGGAUCAAGAGCGAUGUGUUAUGAUGCAUCGCGUCUACAGUAUUAUGCCCCUCCACAAAUGAAAAAUGUCAGCUUUGAUUUGAAUCGAGGGAUUGAAAUGGUUCGUAGAAAGCCCGAGGAUCUUGAUGAAAGGAUUAAUCAUAUACUUGAAUGGAUCAAAUGGAAUUAUCGGAAAAUUCAGGCAACUCCAGAGUCUAAAAGAUGGCUUCAGCCAAAUUUCAUUUGUUACCGUGGCUUGCUUACAAAAAUCAUGAAAACAAUUUAUGAGAAUCGAGAAGGCUGGAUAAUUUGUGCUUCAAAAUGGAGAGGUAAUAUUUAUCUCUGCGCUUUCGAUACCGAAGAGGAUAAGGUGGCCAAAGCCAAUGAAACACCUAAGCAAAAACAAAUGUCAUCAUGGGGAUUCAAAUUCGAACAUUAUAUUCUGGCAGAUACACCAGGUGGUUCACCAGAUGCUUCCCGACCGGUCAAUGAGUGUGAGGAGUUUUGUUGCGUAUUCCAAACUAAACUAAGGCAACAUACGUUACUUUACGGAGCUGAGAUGGAUGGGGUAUGCUCGAAUGAAAAACUGGAAGAGCCCCUGCCACUUGAGGGAUUGAAAUUCAUCGAAUUGAAGACCAGUAGAAUCAUCGAGAAUGAUCGUCAGUUAAUGUCAUGGAAGAAAUAUAAACUCUUAAGAUGGUGGUGUCAGAGUUUUCUCGUUGGAAUUCAGAACAUCAUGUGUGGAUUCAGAGACGACGCCGGAGUGGUCAGAGAAUUACAAAAUUACAACAUUUCCGAUUUUGCACGUGAUUGCAAGAGGUAUUGGAAAGCUUCCUCAGCGAUGAACUUCUGUGAGCAGUUUUUACGCUAUGUUGCCAGUACUGUGAUGAACGAUUGUGACCGAACAAUUUAUAAAUUUGAAAGAGUUCCUGGUGGUGAUAUUGUUAUGACUGAACUCCCUCCAACAUCAGAUUAUGCAUUUUUACCACCUUGGUAUAUGGCUAUUCCUAGGGGAAAAUAAAAACGCAUGGAAGAAGAUGUUUAAGCAUUUUUUAUAUUUCUUUACAGGUGAAUAUUUACGGUUAAUCGAAUUUUAAAGCUAAAGCCUUACAUAGAAUAAUUGGCGAUUUGUGAUACUUUUAUAAUGUGUAACAGUUGUAAAUACUAUCAGCAGUUUUCCAGAGGCAAUUUAGUUCAGCUGAAUCAAUCAGUCCAUUGGAAGAUAUGCCUUCGGAUAAGUGCAAAGUUUUAUUUACUAUUGUGAGUCAUUCAUAUUUGCCCAAUGAAUAGUCAAUUAUUCAAAACGGGUCGUUUAUUUUUUUUCAUCAAUAUCAUCCUUCAAAUUCGAGCACAAAGAUAUAUUUCAAGUUAAAGUGAUCGUAUAAAUAGAGUGAGUUUUGAAAACGCUACCCCAAAGGUCACCUGGGUAAUCUUCACACCGGAAUUCUAAUACUUAGUAUAAUACCACAAUGAAGGAAGACCGAUGAAAACUAUGGUGCCAUCAAUGCUCCCGAAGUGUCAAUUCGAUUUCGUUAACAAUUUUUUAUCU